Messenger RNA from Echinostoma caproni, 438 nucleotides. The record is from the annotation of a GenBank genome assembly. NCBI's taxonomy places the organism in Eukaryota, Metazoa, Platyhelminthes, Trematoda, Plagiorchiida, Echinostomatidae.
AUGAAGGUCCCAUGGUUAGGAGCCUUCGAGGAUGUAGACGCGCGGGCGCUCGUGGAAGAUUUCGAGGACGUCACGGAGCUGGCAGGAAUACUGUCGGACCGGGGUAAGUUGACGGCCCUCCGAACGGUUCUCAAGAGCCGGGUGCGGCCGGUGUUGGAUGCUGCUCGAAGAGGUGCGGAGAACAUGGAGCGGGCCGCCGCGAAGGACGCCUUGAUCGCGGGUUUCGACACCCCGGACGACUGCCGGAAGGCGUUGUGGAGCUUCCAGAUGGCGCAGCUCGAAGUUGAGGCGGACCCGCUGUCGCACGCCGUGGCCCUGAGAGCCCUGUUGGAUCGAGCGCUGCCAAUUUUGAACGCUGCUGUUCGCUCCGAACUAUUACUGGAGCGUGUCGUGGAGAGUCUGCCAGAUAAUCUGCGGGAAGAGGUGCGAAUUGCCUAA